This is a messenger RNA of Enterobius vermicularis (human pinworm), 453 nucleotides long. The record is from the annotation of a GenBank genome assembly. NCBI's taxonomy places the organism in Eukaryota, Metazoa, Nematoda, Chromadorea, Rhabditida, Oxyuridae.
AUGCCAAAGGUGAUUACCUGUGUACUGUUCCGACCAACUUCUUCUGGUACGUUAGUAACGCUCAGUGACUUCACACUGGAUGAAGAGGAGUCCAAAACAGUGGCGUUACCUUCAGUCUCGGACAUCAGACAAAUGAUUACAGAGCGGGGUCGACUGCAUUUUGACAACAAGGAUUCCAUCAAACUUGAUCAACAUAUAUGCCAUUUUUCUGUUAUUACCGGUGCUCCAUGUCCGCUAAUAUAUGCUUGCGUUUGUGAACCAAGCUUCUCGCCUGAGCAGGCGUCUAUAUUUCUUGAUGCUUUACAGGGUCCGGUGGUUAAUGAUGCGUCAUUACUACCGCGGUUGUCUUCAGCUGGUGAUUACCAACUUCAGCAGGAUAUUGGUCCCAAAUUUGCCUACUUAAUGGUUAGUUUAACAAAGCUUUUUUUUCCUUUUAUCGAAUCUCUUUACUAG